UAUUCUCAAAACACAUUAUAUAAUUAAAGAACAACACGCUUAUGAACAGUGCAUGCAGCACUUUCUUUUUAACCGUUUGCUUGGUCAAAAUUUUACCGGCUUUCACUGCAUCGAAAUACCCAUUUCACCUAAUCUUUUUUUCUCUAUUCACUGCCAUCAACUCUUUCCUUGUCUCUUUCUCUGCAAUCAAUUUGAUUUCGCCUCUCCACUGUUUCAUAUUUUCAGUGAUGGAGCUUUCCUGCCGCCUUCAGUUUGCUUUCAUAUUUGGAGAAAGUUGUUGUUCCUUCUGGUCAAUAAUGGGUGCAAUCAAAUUUUGGAGGCCAUAUUCACCGCUAUCUCAGUUUUUGAUUGUUUAGUUUUAGUUCGCUUUCUCUAUAUUUCCUCCCUCAUCAAUUGCUAUUUGCUUGAAAUUCACUACCGAAGAACCCUAACCCGAUUCAGAUGGAUACCGAGACCCAAAGGAUGUAGAGGCUUUGAUUCUUUACGUUCUUCCAAUUUCAACUACCAAUUUUUUUUUGGGUAUCAGAUGACUUACAUAAUGUUUUCGUGCAACCUUUGAGACAAUAUUAAAAGCUUCUGUAUGUAAGCCGAGGAUGAAGAAGAAAAGUUUACUUAUGUGAUCUUAAUGAUUUAAUAUAGCUGUAAACAAUAUACCUUCAUCCCAAAUAAAUGAGUUUGCUGGUCAAAAUAUAGAAAGUUGGAAAGUCUUUAAGUUUUGACCUUCAUUUUACACAAGAAGCCAACCUUCCCUUUUAUUGAAGAUGC
Molecule: messenger RNA, 765 nt
Organism: Lactuca saligna
Lineage: Eukaryota; Viridiplantae; Streptophyta; Magnoliopsida; Asterales; Asteraceae
Source: the annotation of a GenBank genome assembly